This is a messenger RNA of Maniola jurtina (meadow brown), 796 nucleotides long. RefSeq names its product signal peptidase complex subunit 2 (gene Spase25). Gene Ontology annotation, cellular component: membrane; signal peptidase complex. NCBI's taxonomy places the organism in Eukaryota, Metazoa, Arthropoda, Insecta, Lepidoptera, Nymphalidae. The coding region runs from base 139 to 696 and encodes 185 amino acids. Gene Ontology annotation, biological process: protein targeting to ER. The transcript is spliced from 5 exons. The record is from RefSeq and is a predicted model, not a curated record.
AGAAACUGCAUCGUUUGCUGUCAUUUAAAAAAAUAAGGUACCAAAAAUACGAAAGUUGUUGGUUUUUUAAUUUUAAUUUGUGAUAAAAGCGAUUAACUGUGCAAUUAAACAGCAUUCAAAACUAAAUCGUGUAUAACAAUGACAAACGAAACGCCUGAGGUAGUUAAAAUCAACAAAUGGGAUGGCGCUGCUGCUAAGAAUGCAAUUGAUGAUGCCAUCAGAGAGGUUUUCACUGGUGAGCUGAAGUGUAAGGAAAGUUUUGCACUAAUAGAUGGACGCCUCUUCCUAUGUGCUCUGGCAGUGGGAGUAGCUCUUUAUGCUCUACUGUGGGACUACCUUUACCCAUUCCCACAAUCAAGACUGGUACUUAUAAUCUGUGUAUCUUCAUACUUCAUCCUCAUGAGCAUCCUGACUUUGUACACAACAUUCAAAGAGAAGGGCAUAUUUGUGGUGGCCAAGGAAAAAGUGGACAACAACACCAGGGUCUGGGAAGCUAGUUCAUACGUCAAGAAGCAUGACGACAAAUACAACCUAGUGCUUGUAAUGAGGGACUCCAACGGCAAGACACGCGAGGCCUCCGUCAACAAGUCCUUCGCCAACUUCAUAGACACAAACGGCACUGUCGUCCAGCCGCUCAUAGUCAACGAGAUCACUAAGCUGUACAACUCACUCUCAUCUGAGAAGAAAGAAAAGUGAUUAAAAAGUGAACGACAAGUGAUGAAAAGUUCUGCGUUCUUUUGCACAAUUUCACAAACAGUGUUAAUUUAAUCUCAAUAAAUUAUGUCAUAAACAAUAA